Messenger RNA from Gadus chalcogrammus (walleye pollock), 3102 nucleotides. It is a transcript of the gene pdlim2, whose product is annotated as PDZ and LIM domain 2 (mystique). Gene Ontology annotation, molecular function: muscle alpha-actinin binding; actin binding. The record is from RefSeq and is a predicted model, not a curated record. Gene Ontology annotation, cellular component: adherens junction; filamentous actin; Z disc. NCBI's taxonomy places the organism in Eukaryota, Metazoa, Chordata, Actinopteri, Gadiformes, Gadidae. Gene Ontology annotation, biological process: heart development; muscle structure development; actin cytoskeleton organization. Bases 419 to 1519 code for a protein of 366 amino acids. The transcript is spliced from 10 exons.
UCCUCCCCUUUGCCUCCACCCACCUCCACCUUCAUGCGAGCUCCUCUCCGUCGGCCUGUAUUGUGAUCACAGCACGUGCGCGGUGAGCACGUCCCCCUCUGAGGCUCCACAGGUGGUCACAGACGCUCAUUCCUACCCGAGCAAACCAGAGGAACCACCACCGUCCCCCAAGGCGCUUCGGCACAUUAUCUAAAGUUGGAGAUCCAUUGACAGACAAAUCCAGUGCUGUCGGACGAAUUAGUAACGGGAGUUUUCGGAUACCAUCACUGGGCAGGCCUUUGAGCGUCUACGAUAUUGGGUUUGAGCUGAAUUGUCGCUGCUUUGACCGGUGGCUCUGAGCGUUGUGGUACUGCAGGUGUCUGCUCGCUACUGUUACCCCCUUGGAUUUAGACGGAGGGCGUACGGAUCGUCUAGACGGAUGGCGCUGACGGUUAGCCUGAUGGGACCGUCUCCGUGGGGCUUCAGGAUCUACGGGGGCAGGGACUUUAAGAAGGCCAUCACAGUAUCCAAGGUCAACGGGGGCAGCAAGGCGGAGCAGGCGGCCCUUCAGCCCGGUGACAUCAUCCUGGAGAUCAACGGGCAGAAUACGGCGGACAUGCUGAACGUGGAGGCCCAGAACAAGAUCAAGAACUCCAAGACCCAGCUGCAGCUGGUGGUGGAGAGACCCGUUCCCGAACAGACCAAUGGCGGCCCAGGCUCAGAAGAUCUGACCAGCCCCUUCCAGACUAAGGAGGCAUUUCUGGUGAGCCGAGAUGAGAAUCAGAACUACAGGGACUACAGCAUCUCCAGCCCCGCCUCCCUUUCUCCUGGGCCCUACCCGCCCUACUCCCCCGAGCCCCCCGCCAGCCCCGACGCCAAGCGGACCCCCGGCAGUGCCAAGAGUAUACAUCUGCGCCCAUGGUCUCCAGAGGACAGGAGUCAAGUAUUUGCCAGACCGCUCUCACAGGACUUUGUCUCUGUGGACUACAGGAGUAACUCAGUCUCCAGCAGGACCCCCACUCCACCUGGACGCUACUCUCCACACAGUCCCAUGGACCAGGAUCUGCCCCUGUCCCCCCGACGCAGCAGCUCCAGCUCCGACUUCGGCAUGCAGAAGUUUGACAAGGAGUCUGAGGUGUACAAGAUGAUCCAGGAGAACAAGGAGUCGCGCACGGCCCCUCGCCAGUCCAACACCUUCCGCAUGCUGCAGGAGGUCCUGGAGGCCGACGAGAAAGAGGCGGCGCUGAGGUUCCCUGGAAACCUGUCCGCCAACCCUCCGAAGCAGAGCCCCCCGGUGGGAGGUGUGAGCAAACACCACAGCUGUGAGAAGUGUGGCAGCAGCAUUGUCACGCAGGCGGUGCGCAUCGGCGACGACCGCUACCGCCACCACGACUGCUACACCUGCACCGAGUGCGGCCUGAACCUCCGCAUGAGGGGCCACUUCUGGGCCGGCGAGGAGAUGUUCUGCGAGAAGCACGCCAGGGAGAGGUACCAGGGCCCGGCCACGUCCCCCGGGACCACCGUCUCCCCGCAGCACUGAGAGGAGCGCCACUUCCUCCGCCUCCACAUGCCCCGCCUUCUUCUACGCCCUGGCGGUCCCACCUCCUCCCCAGGCUGUGGGGUGACAGACCCUGGGACUGGGGGAGGCGGGAGGGACACCUCCUCCUCCUCCUCCUCUUCCACCCGCCACUGGGUCCACCGUGUGUCUUCAACCUGUUCUGCCGUGACCCUGUCAGUCUUGACUUCCUGCCUGUCCUCAGAAUCGUACGAGAUUCUCCCGCCUGCGCGACCUGCCCCCCCAAGUCGUCUCAAACGGUGUACAUCAUGGGGUAGAUAGAUAUAUUUUUUGACUAAUGAUGCACGGAUGUCUCUAUUGUAAGAUGCGUCCUAUUACUAUACUCCAGCCACAUCUUGGACACCAAGCGGGACUGGUUCCUUGACGCUGUAAGAAUCUGAAUUGAUGAGAAAAUAAUCCAUUCUGAACCCCCUGCCCAUAUUUAAAAGGGACCAAAAAUGUGUAAAGUGAAAACUCCAUGCCAUUUAGAAAAGCUGAUGUGUCCAAGGAUGUUGACGUGUGUGUGUGUGUGUGUGUGUGUGUGUGUGUGUGUGUGUGUGUGUGUGUGUGUGUGUGUGUGUGUGUGUGUGUGUGUGUGUGUGUGUGUGUGUGUGUGUGUGUGUGUGGUGUGUGUGUGUGUGUGUGUGUGUGUGUGUGUGUGUGUGUGUGUGUGUGUGUGUGUGUGUGCGCGUGUGUGUGUGCGCGCGUGUGCGCACUGGUGUCUGCAUGCCUUUCAUUGCAUUUGGGAUUAUAUGCAUAAGAGUGCAUGGAAAUAUAAAUUUAUUUUUGUGUAAAGAGGCUGAUAGACUCAUGAAUUUGAGGUGCCUGCAUUGUUCAUAUCUUCUACUUCAUUGCAACGAAAAUAAUUUCUGUAAUCGCUUUGGUUUAUUGUACAUUUUCUUUUGUUAUGAAAAAAAAAUGAAAUAUUACUUAUUUGCAAAUACAUUGUGAGAUAUUUACACGGGACUAUGGAAUUAUGCAAUAUACAUAUUUUGAAUGUUUCUUAGAUUUCAUUGAACACUCCAUUAUAAACCAUUUCAAUCUAUAAUGUAUGCAGAAGGAUGGACUAUUAGAGAGGUGACUGCCUAUGUUAUGCUGUCUUGUUAAUGGCAAUACUCAGCUGUUUCCAACCAUAUCACACUUAAUAAAAUCACUCAGCACAAAGCGUGUUUCAUGAAAAGGGCUGGUAUUCCUGUUUUAUUUAAAGCAAAAUCCAAUAGACGUUGGUGUUUAUGGGCAGAAUGGGAGAAUUGGAGGGGAGUCUAAAGGAUGAGUCAUGAAACAACAAGGAAGUUGGCAUAUUUGUUUCCAUGGUGACUUAAUUGGGUCCUACUGUUCAAUCAAUACAAUAAAAAUGUGGUAAUACAAGAUUACAAACGCAUUGCCUCAUAAGCUUUCAGUGAAUGGCUUGAAGUCCAACCUGGAAACGACUGCUACAGGUAUUUUCUAUUCAAGUUGAUCAACAAUGUUUUGUGUUUUGCAUGCAAGUACAACAGCUGCAGGGACGUUUCCAGGCUUCACACGGAAAGCAGAGCGGUAUACGUCUGGUAAACACCCAUUGGCUUGCA